AGGGCCGGGCCCCCCGGACCCGCCGGGCUCCGCGGAGGCUGCUCCGGAGCCCCGCUCGGGCCGCUCGGCUGCGCUCCGCGCCCGAAUGGAGGAGCGGCUGCUCGGCGCCCGGUUCCGCUAUCUGAACCAGCAGCUCUACACCGGGAGCAGCCGGGACGCGGCGCGGCUCUUCCGCGCCGACCCUGCCGCUUUCCACCUGUACCACCGGGGCUUCGAGCGGCAGGUGCGGCGCUGGCCCGAGCGCCCCGUGCAGCGCAUCGUGCGCUACCUGCGCCGCCGGCCAGCGUCGCUAGUGGUGGCGGAUUUCGGGUGCGGGGACUGCACGCUGGCUGCCAGUGUCAGGAAUCAGGUGCACUGCUUCGAUCUGGUGCCGCUGAGCCCGCGGGUCACCGUCUGUGACAUGGCCAAGGUGCCACUGGCGGCUGAGUCGGUGGACGUGGCCGUGUUCUGCCUGGCGCUGAUGGGCACCAACCUGCAGGAGAUCUUAGGAGAGGCCAACCGUGUGCUCAAGCUCGGGGGGACCCUGAUGGUGGCUGAGGUGGCCAGCCGCUUUGAGGACACCCAUGCUUUCCUGAAGGCCAUGACGCAGCUGGGCUUCAGGACUGUCUCCAAGGAGCUGAAGGGCUUCACUUGUUUGGAUGACCUGCUGCAUGUCAAGGGCAUUACCACACGCAUCCUGGAGCUCAACAGCCAGCGCAUGACGUGCCGGCGGUGCCCGCGCCCUGAGGGGCCCCCACGGGCCAGCCCCACUCCCUUGGGAGACAGUGAGGACCACAGGGCACCUGCAGCACAGGUGGUGGCUGAAGAGGAGGAAGAGGAGGAGGAGGAAGCACCAGGCCCCUGGGAGCCAGAGCACCCCUGGAAGGGUCCCCCCAGGUCCAGAGCAGACCCUGAUGGUUCUGGGGGGCGGGGACCACAGGAGCCCCCCAGGUCCACCAGGGAGCGGGAGGAGGAGGAGGAAGAGGAGGAGGAGGAGGAGGAGGAAGGGAGCUGCUGCAGCGAGGAAGGGGAAGACAGCAGCAAUGUAUACCUGUACUACACCCUGGGAGAGCGCUGGAUCGACUACCUGCAGCGCACUGGGGAUGGGGGGCUGCUGCGGCACCUGCGCCCCAAGAUGAAGCGGAAGUCAGAGAAUGGGCCAGAUGGCCGGGCCUUGUCCCCUGGGAAGAAGCUGUGCAAGGGCUCUGAGUAUGGCAGGACACUGGGUCCCUGUACACCCAGCCCCACGACCACCUUUGGGGACCUGCGCAAUGCCAAGGUGGGGCAGGCCCGGCGCCGUCGCAUCCCCUCAGUGGCCCCCCCACCUGAGCUACAGGACUGGCUCCGCACCUUCCAGCGCUGGAGCGGCCCUGAGAAGCUGCUGGCCCUGGAUGAGCUCAUUGACCGCUGCGAGCCGGCGCAGAUCAAGUACAUGAUGCAGGUCAUUGAGCCCCAGUUCCAGCGGGACUUCAUCUCCCUGCUGCCCAAGGAGCUGGCCCUGUACGUCUUGUCUUUCCUGGAGCCACGGGACCUGCUCCGUGCUGCCCAGACUUGCCGCUACUGGAGGGUCCUGGCUGAGGACAAUCUGCUCUGGAGGGAAAAGUGCCGUGAGGAAGGGAUCGAGGAGCCCCUACACCUGCGGAAGCGACGCCUGCUUAGCCCCGGAUUCAUGUACAGCCCCUGGAAAUUUGCCUUCCUGCGCCAGCACCGCAUCGACAUGAACUGGCGUAGUGGGGAGCUGCGGCCCCCCAAGGUACUGAAGGGCCACGAUGACCAUGUGAUCACUUGCCUGCAGUUCUGCGGCAAUCGCAUAGUAAGCGGCUCUGAUGACAACACGCUUAAAGUGUGGUCAGCUGUCACAGGGGAGUGUGUGCAGACGCUGGUGGGCCACACGGGGGGGGUUUGGUCCUCCCAGAUGAGGGACAGUGUUGUCAUCAGUGGCUCCACUGACCGCACACUCAAGGUGUGGAACGCUGACAGCGGCGAGUGUGUGCACACGCUGUACGGACACACCUCUACCGUGCGCUGCAUGCACCUGCACGGCAACAGGGUGGUGAGUGGCUCCCGGGAUGCCACACUGCGGCUCUGGGACAUCGAGACAGGGCAGUGCCUGCACGUGCUGAUGGGCCACGUGGCAGCCGUACGCUGCGUCCAGUAUGAUGGCAACAAAGUGGUCAGUGGUGCCUAUGACUACACGGUCAAGGUGUGGGACCCUGAGAGCGAGAGCUGCACCCACACGCUGCAGGGGCACACCAACCGUGUCUACUCACUGCAGUUUGAUGGGACACACAUCGUUAGUGGGUCCCUGGACACAUCGAUCCGCGUGUGGGAUGUGGAGAGUGGGAACUGUCUGCACACACUCAUGGGACACCAGUCACUCACCAGCGGGAUGGAGCUGCGCGACAACAUCCUCGUGUCCGGCAACGCCGACUCUACUGUCAAGAUCUGGGACAUCAAGACAGGGCAGUGCCUGCAGACCCUGCAGGGUCCCAGCAAGCACCAGAGUGCUGUCACCUGCCUACAGUUCAGCUCCAAGUUCGUGGUGACCAGCUCUGAUGACGGGACAGUGAAGCUGUGGGACCUGAAGACAGGGGAGUUUGUGCGAAACCUCGUGGCCCUGGAGAGUGGGGGCUCUGGGGGAGUCGUGUGGCGCAUCCGUGCCUCCAACACAAAGCUGGUGUGCGCCGUGGGCAGCCGCAAUGGCACUGAGGAGACCAAGCUGCUGGUGCUGGACUUCGAUGUGGACCUUAAGUGACCCCGGCCAGCCCGGGGGUCCCGCGGGAGGGGUGGCCCCGGCGCAGGCGCUGGCCCCCGCGGGCAGGACAAGAGGGAGGGCUGGGCCUUAUUUAUAUGCGCGGGAGUGCCUGGCUGGGCCUGCAGGAGCAUGUUUUGUACACGGAAUAUAUCAAUUUAUUUCUG
Pseudopodoces humilis (Tibetan ground-tit) is the source of this 2898-nucleotide messenger RNA. The record is from RefSeq and is a predicted model, not a curated record. NCBI's taxonomy places the organism in Eukaryota, Metazoa, Chordata, Aves, Passeriformes, Paridae.